Messenger RNA from Batrachochytrium dendrobatidis JAM81, 2403 nucleotides. RefSeq lists its product as uncharacterized. Lineage: Eukaryota; Fungi; Chytridiomycota; Chytridiomycetes; Rhizophydiales. The record is from RefSeq and is a predicted model, not a curated record. The coding region runs from base 1 to 2403 and encodes 800 amino acids. The transcript is spliced from 17 exons.
AUGUCAGCCAAAAUAUCUAUCGCUGAUAAACAACAGCCAUGGAGACCUGUCAAUAAAAAAUCCUUGGAUGAAAGCACUACAUUCACUUCACUUCAUACUGGACCAGAUCCAUUACUGAUAUUGGCACGGUCGUCGCGUCCAUCAGUAUCUAGUGUAGUAAAUACUUUACAGGAGGAGCUUUUCGAUGUUCUGCAUGCCAAGUCAUCAUUAAGCACUCGUGCUCAUAAUAAAUAUCAUGUAUCUGCUGGAACGCAAAGGAUAACUAAACCCCGCAUUUCACUCAAACCACAUUGCUCUGCUUCUUACUUUCUUCAAAUUACAUCAACCUGGGACAAAGGAAACCGCUCAGUCCGUGAAAAAAUACUGAGAGAAUUUGUUGCCAGCAAUGACAAUAAAAUUGGUCCACAAAUUGAAAAGGAAUUUGGAAACGGAGCAAGUUUAUUUUUGACUCGCAUUUCAGCAUGGCUUCGAUUAACGCAAAGAGACAAGGCAGAAGCACUUCGGCUCAUACAGUGUGUCGCAAACAGUGGUCGUAAAUAUAAGGAAUUUAUUUGCGAAAGUUUUGGUGUUCGCCAAGUAACAGAGUGCCUGUCAAAAUCACGCUCAGAAAUCACCCAAGACUAUGCUCGCAAUCUAUUGACAGAACUUGGAACGGGUAAUCCGAAAUUUCACAUGCAAGUAUUUAAGGGAUUACAGUCUCUACUUAGCUCUCAAGCAGUAUCGCCUACUGCUCAACAAAUGUCUGGACAAGCAAUUCGAUCGCUUUUGCCAUCAAUUCCAAAUGUUCCACUAAAUUUUAUCGAUCCAACAUUGGCCCUUUUAAAAAGUCCACACAUUCAAGUUCAGUACGAAGGAUAUGAGAUUCUUAAAGAGCUUAUUACACGACCGCCUCUACAAGAUCUCCUUUUGACGCAAUUGAUUGCAAUACUUUGUAACAUUGUAGAUGACAAAACAGAUGACGUAUCUGAUGAUCGACAUCGUAGAACCAAAUCGGAUCAAAAGGGCCUUGUUGGUCAAUGGAAUGAAAUAUCUGUAGAAGAGCAAAAGGAAAAACAGGUCAUCAUGUCUGGAUAUAUUCAACAGGCAUAUGUCGCAAAACUUUUGGGGAUUGUGGCAGCCACUGACAAAGAGCUAGCUGAACGUAUGGUGCAGCUUCAGCUGAUUAGGGGUUUAUUAAAUGUAGUUGCGAAUAUUAGCCAUCCUGAAAGCCAGAAAUAUGCAACCAACACUCUUUUGUAUUUUGUUUCAAGCAUUGACUAUGUUGGCGCUUUUUUGAAAGAACACAUGGGAUCAAACUUUUUUGACUUGCUCGAGAAUCGACCAGAUACAUUUUAUCGAGAGCUUACCAAAGAACAAGUGCGAUAUUUGCGAAGGAAUACAUUUAAAAUCAAAAGGGUUAAUAGUCGACACUCGCUUGCAAGUUCGGGCUCGGGAUCAGAAAGUUCUGAUGAUGAGUCGGGACAAAAAACAGGCAGACACAGUGGAUACUCCAAAAAGGACAUUGCAUCAUUUCCGUCUACAAAUGCACAAAAAGAGCAAAAGCUAGUUGAAAAUUUCUAUGCUCCAAAUGUGGAAACCAAGGCAAACCAAGAAACCAUUAUGGACGGUUACGAAAAUACUGAUAUAGGUGCUGGCAAUGCUCCACCGAUUGAAAAUCUAUAUACCCCAUUUUUACAAGCGACUACCAAAACUACGUUUGCAGGAAAUAAAUACGCUACGGGUGUAUCUUUAAAUGAAGGAACUAAAGUGUUUUCCACAGAACUCGAUAAAUUCCGGGUCACUGCAUUCAAGAACAAGAAACGAGAUGGUAAAAAGGAAUUCGAAGCAACGUAUCAAGAUGAGAUGCAAGCACGUUUAACAAACAUGAAAACGGAUCCAAAACUAUUCAGCAAAGAAAUGGCAAUUAAUGGUGAUAUGGAGCGCAAACGUGUGCCCAUGCCAAGACCCAAAUCCAAAAAAGAUGCAGAUCGAAUCUCAAAGUGUGGUGCAUUAAUCCCACUUUCACCUAAUCCAGAAGACCCUACAAAUGUCAAUUUUCUUUUGGAUAUACCAAAUCCAGAUCAAUCUCAAAAUAUAGAAAAUGAUCUGAACAACAGCGGGGAGACUCAAGAGCCGUUUAAUGAAACGGCAUCAUUAUUGGAAAUAUCUGGAAAGCAAGAUUUUUUUCCAGAAGAAGUAAUCGAAACACCGUAUGAACAUCACUACUCGUCAGGAAAUAUAUCAUAUCGAUCAUCACUGUCAUCAAAUGCUAGUGAUGGUGAUGACGAAAUUAUUGGAGAAGAGCAAGAUUAUUUCGUAGCACUUGUUCAUCCAGAACAUGUCGAAGAGGCUGUUGGUGAUGUGAUCAAAGAGACUAUUGAUGAUGUGGUCGAAGAAGAAGAAGAAGCCACAGAAGUAGUAUAA